Messenger RNA from Galeopterus variegatus (Sunda flying lemur), 3100 nucleotides. It is a transcript of the gene ASH2L, whose product is annotated as ash2 (absent, small, or homeotic)-like (Drosophila). Gene Ontology annotation, molecular function: protein binding; transcription cis-regulatory region binding. Bases 494 to 2455 code for a protein of 653 amino acids. The record is from RefSeq and is a predicted model, not a curated record. The transcript is spliced from 18 exons. Gene Ontology annotation, cellular component: Set1C/COMPASS complex. Lineage: Eukaryota; Metazoa; Chordata; Mammalia; Dermoptera; Cynocephalidae.
CGCGCACCGUCCAGCGCGCACCCUGCCCGCGUAGCCUGGCCUCCGGAAUCAGACUCCAGAUCCCCAUCCCUACAGGCCAUUUGGAAACGUGUUCAAGGUGGCAGAUCACAGGACGGCACAACAAAUCCCACAUCUGGGGCGGGGGGGCGACGGCUGUCUUUCUGGAACGUUGCGAGGACAACGCGGCGCGCCACGUCCGUGCGCAGCCAGCGCUCCAGGCGCCUCUUCCGCGCGGUGGUCGCUUCUCAGCCACGGAGUGCCCAGCGCUCAUCCCUGACAUGAAUUAAGUCCUAGAGGAACCCAGCUAAUAACCCCGCCUCCUGGCCCGCCUCCGCCUGCCCGACCCGGCCUUAAAGCGGGCCUGACGCGCGUAUGCCUCAGGCAGGCGGUGGGCCCACCCAAAGGCCUUUACCAUUUGAAGAUUACAGUACCCGGCAGCGAAUCGCGCGAGACGGAGAUAGCAUUCUCGCGAGAAGUCUGGGAGGCGGCAGUGAUGGCGGCGGCGGGAACCGGACCCGGCCCGGGAGCGGGUGCCGGACCCGGCCCAGGAGCGGCCGCAAGUGCAACAGCGGCAGAAGACGGGGAGACGAAGCCGGUGGCAGCGGCAGCAGCCACUCCGGCCGGAGAGGGGACACCUUCUGCUCCGGCAACUGAGCCCAGUUCCGGAGAGGCUGAGAGCGGGGAUGCAAACUUGGUCGAUGUAAGUGGUGGUUUGGAGACAGAAUCCUCUAAUGGAAAAGAUACACUAGAAGGUGCUGGGGAUACUUCAGAGGUGAUGGAUACUCAGGCGGGCUCCGUGGAUGAAGAGAGUGGCCGGCAGUUGGGAGAGGUAGAGCUGCAAUGUGGGAUAUGUACAAAAUGGUUCACAGCGGACUCCUUUGGCAUAGAUACCUCAUCCUGUCUACCUUUCAUGACCAACUACAGUUUUCAUUGCAAUGUAUGCCAUCAUAGUGGGAAUACCUAUUUCCUCCGGAAGCAAGCAAACUUGAAGGAAAUGUGCCUUAGUGCUUUGGCCAACCUAACGUGGCAGUCCCGAACACAGGAUGAACAUCCGAAAACCAUGUUCUCCAAAGAUAAGGAUAUUAUACCAUUUAUUGAUAAAUACUGGGAGUGCAUGACAACCAGACAGAGACCUGGGAAAAUGACUUGGCCAAAUAACAUUGUUAAAACAAUGAGUAAAGAAAGAGAUGUAUUUUUGGUAAAGGAACACCCUGAUCCUGGGAGUAAAGACCCAGAAGAAGAUUACCCCAAAUUUGGACUUUUGGACCAGGAUCUUAGUAACAUUGGUCCCGCUUAUGACAACCAAAAACAAAGCAGUGCCGUGUCUACCAGUGGGAACCUAAAUGGUGGAGCCACUUUUGGAGGGGGUAUUGCAGCUGGAAGCAGUGGAAAAGGAAGAGGAGCUAAGCGCAAACAGCAGGACGGAGGGACCACAGGGACCACCAAGAAGGCCCGGAGUGACCCUUUGUUUUCUGCUCAGCGCCUUCCCCCUCAUGGCUACCCUUUGGAACACCCAUUUAACAAAGAUGGCUAUCGGUAUAUUCUAGCUGAGCCUGAUCCCCACGCCCCUGAUCCUGAGAAGCUUGAACUUGACUGUUGGGCAGGAAAACCUAUUCCUGGAGACCUCUACAGAGCCUGCUUGUACGAAAGAGUUUUGUUAGCCCUACACGAUCGAGAUCCUAUUCAAGUUUCUCCAGUUCAUCCAGUAAUGUCCUGUAUAGGAAAGGACCCAGCUCCCCAGUUAAAGAUCUCCGAUGACCGGCUGACUGUGGUUGGAGAGAAGGGCUACUCUAUGGUGCGGGCCUCUCAUGGGGUACGGAAGGGUGCCUGGUACUUUGAAAUCACUGUGGAUGAGAUGCCACCAGACACUGCUGCGAGACUGGGUUGGUCCCAGCCCUUAGGUAACCUUCAGGCUCCCUUAGGUUAUGAUAAAUUUAGUUAUUCUUGGCGGAGCAAAAAGGGAACCAAGUUCCACCAAUCCAUUGGCAAACACUACUCUUCUGGCUAUGGACAGGGAGACAUCCUGGGAUUUUAUAUAAAUCUUCCUGAAGACACAGAGACAGCCAAGUCACUGCCUGACACUUAUAAAGAUAAGGCUUUGAUAAAGUUCAAGAGUUAUUUGUAUUUUGAGGAAAAAGACUUUGUGGAUAAAGCAGAGAAGAGUCUAAAGCAGACUCCCCAUAGUGAGAUAAUAUUUUAUAAAAAUGGUGUCAACCAAGGUGUGGCUUACAAAGAUAUUUUUGAGGGAGUUUACUUUCCAGCCAUCUCACUGUACAAGAGCUGCACGGUUUCCAUUAACUUUGGACCGUGCUUCAAGUAUCCUCCAAAGGAUCUCACUUACCACCCUAUGAGUGACAUGGGCUGGGGCGCUGUGGUAGAACAUACUCUGGCUGAUGUCCUAUAUCAUGUGGAAACAGAAGUGGAUGGGAGGCGCAGUCCCCCAUGGGAACCCUGACCGGGUCUCUCUUUCUUUUCAGAUAUGGACAUUCUGGGGAAUAAUACUGGGAUUUUUAUUUUUUAACAGUCUCAAAUGUUCUCCCAGAGAUGCUACAGAACACAGACUCUCCUUUUAGCAAGUGAAGAGGUUGGGUAGGACUGCGGGAAACUCCCCACCCUUCACCGCUCUCCCCCCCACUUUCAGUGAUUGCUCUUAUUUUGUGUGCCAUAAGCCAACACCUGCUGACCCUGGAUCCCAUAAGCUCCCUGUGAAACUGGUGCUGUACCAUAUAACCGGCCAGCUGGGACUUAUCUUACUGUAUUUCCUAAGGAGUGAAUAAUCUUGUCCAAGUAGCUAACUUAUUUGAAGACACUUCCUUCUGUGGGCAUUGGGUCCAUCCCACCUGAUCUCCAAGGAAGUGGUGGGCCUGUAUCUGAGAGAAGCUGAAAUCUAUGACCAUACUUUCUAAACCAAUCUAAAAGCUAUUUCCUUUUGAUGUGCAUUUGGUUUUGUUAUUAAAAUAAUUUUGAAAUAUGCUUUUGAACACUGGGAUCUCUGAAACCCCUCGGUCUCUAGAACCGUACUUGUGAAAGGAACUUGCUCGCAGCUUUAAAAAAUUAGAAACUCUUCCCAAAUAAAACUUGUUUUCAAGUUUGUAUGGCA